AUGAAGCCUGUGCCUUUAAUGAAGAAAAGCGACAUGUCGGCUUUAGAGGUGAGUAAAUCAUUGCAGACUCACUCCCCCUCUCCUAAAGUAAAACCAUGGCUUAUUUCACCACUGGUUUCAUUCCCUGAAACAUCAGUGGCAGUGGCUCCCUCCCACCCUUCUACCCGUUCUCGCACUACCCUGGUGGUGGAGUCACAUCCACAACAACCGCAAUGGAGGGGGGAGUUCAGUCACUCUGAGCGCUCAUCACGCUCGGGGUGGCUUUUGGGGUCUCCCGCAAGUGGCCCAGUGUGCCUAGAACAGCGGACACAUGAUAGAGUGGCCCGAUUGCUCACUUAUCAAAGUGAUCAGGCUGCUGAUAGUGGGAAUGGUCAU
Messenger RNA from Pelobates cultripes (western spadefoot toad), 375 nucleotides. The record is from the annotation of a GenBank genome assembly. Lineage: Eukaryota; Metazoa; Chordata; Amphibia; Anura; Pelobatidae.